GGCGUCCUUCGCCGUUUGGCGAUCCCGCAGUCUUGUCGCCCGACUCACUUUUCUCUGUUAGCAUCUCCCCCUCUUCAUUUGGGCGGGGUGCGACAUGUGGCCUUGGGUUGGGCUUUCGUCGUUCCGGGUUUAGGCUGGAAGAACGUGCAACAAGCGCUGGUGCUUGAUUCUGAUCGUCACCGUCAUUUUUCCAGCAGUUCUGGUCUCAGCAUCGUUGUCACACUCCUUUCUGUAUCGGGUGACAUCGAAUCAAGGGUUGUGAGAAUUCGUGUCAGUCUUUCAAGGGGAACUAAGGAUGGGUAAAGGUGGGGGCCGUGGGAAGUUCAAGAAGGGUCCGACGGGACGGAGGAGAUUUUCUACCCCGGAUGUAAUAGGGGGGUCGGCUUCCAGUGAGGGACAGGAGAGGAGGCGUCGACUUGGUGAAGAUGACCCCAAGGGGUAUGAGGAGGAGGAGGAUUCUGAGGAAACGGAGUCUGAUGAUGAAGAAGAAGAAGACGAGGGAAAAAAACAGAAGGGAGUCGGUGGGCUCAUAGAGGUGGCGAACCCGAACAGGGCUGCGGCCAGGAGCGUGAAGGCGAAGGAUGCAGACAUUGAGAAACCGGUGGAGAUGUCAAGAAGGGAGAGAGAGGAGUUGGACAAGCAGAAGGCAAAGGAAAGGUACUGGAAGCUGCACGAGCAGGGGAAGACGGAAGAGGCACGAAAAGAUCUGGAGAGGUUGGCAAUCAUUCGCCAGCAAAGAGAAGAGGCUGCUAGGAAGAGAGAGGAAGAGAAAGCUGCCCGCGAAGCAAAGAAACAAGAAACACGCAAGAAGUGAUGCUGGAGUGGGUCCAAUUUCGCUUUUGUGUUUUGACAUGUCGGUUCUGAAACAUGUCGGGAUGGGUAUGUGAGGGUGAGGGUGUGUGUGUGUGUGUGUGUGAGAGAGAGAGAGAGAGAGAGAGAGAGAGAGAGAGAGAGAGAGAGAGAGAGGAUUGUUACUGUGCUCUUCUCUUCAUGUAAGUCGUUUCUAAGGACAUUCAAGCAAUGUAUAGGGAAGUGAACAUACUCUGGUCAUGUAUUCAACAAAGAACAAAGGAGAGAAAUGAAUAAACAAGGUGGUGCGCUAUCUGUACCUACUUUCAUCUUCUUCUCACGCUCUCUCUGCAUUUGUUUUUCUUGUCCUGUUUUCCAUAUGCCCUCCUGCUUGCUAGUUGUGUGAUGAAGAUGUAAACAAAGAAGAAAUGGAGGAGGAGAAGCUCGUAAAACAACAAAGCGAAGAUGGUACUGCAACUUUCUUGGGAUGCUGGCCAGGUCUUGCCUAAAACAGAGGAAUGAGGGAUGGUGGCCAGGUCUUGGCUAAAGAAGGGCAUAAAAUUGGCAAAUAGAUUAAUUUCGAACAGGGGGGAGGGGGGUAUAUGUUCGAUAGGGAAGGAUGUGGGGGGGUGCGGUGUUGUAGAGGCAAUCUAGCAUUUCUUUCUAGGUAUGUGGAAAAGACUACUGGUGCAAGCUGCCGUGUAAGUCCUGCUCGAGUAGUUGGUAUUCUUAUACUUGUGGAGCAAAAUAGCAGGUAUAAUUGAUCCUCUUCUGUGAAUCAGUGUGGUGCUGUAGAUGCAAUUCAUCAUCUUUCUACGUGCGUGGAAAAGUUUUCUGCUGCAAGCUGCCACAUAAGCCCUGCUUGCUGCGACAUUCGAUCUACAUUGCAUUAGAGGAGUUGGUAUACUUGUUGAGCAAAAUAGGAGCUAUAAUUGAUAGUCUUCUGUGAAUCAGUGUGGUCUAUAAUUGAUAGUCUUCUCUGAAUCAGUGUGGUGUUGUAGAGGCAAUUCCUGAUCUUUCUAGGUGUGUGGAAAGUGUUUUCUGCUGCAAGCUGCCGCGCACGUCCUGCUUGAUGCGGCAUUCGGUCUACGGCUCACAAGGAGUUGGAAUUAUUGUUGAGCAACAUAUCCUGUAUUGAUCUUCUUCUGUGGAUGGGUAUGUUGAAAAGACUGCUGCUGCAAGCUGCCCCAAACUGCUGCGCAAGUCCUGCUGCCUGCUGGGACAUUCAUUCAGUGCAUGUUUCACUAGAGGAGUUGGCGUCAUUUUUGAGCAAAGUAUGAGCUAUAAUUCUUCUUCGUUUCUCACAAGCGGCUCUCGCACGUGAUAGUUUCCCAUCAUACGGCUCUGCGCCACGAAUCAUCGUUCGAUAAUGUUCUCAAUAAACUAGUAGGUUUAUAUAGGACCACGCCCGUCUCAGCACAUUGAAACUGUGGACCAAAUUGAUCUCUCACUUUCCACUGGCUAAUUGUGAACAUUAUAUUUGUGGGUGUGGCUCUGCAUGUUUUGCUAAUCGGCUGAUGAUUUGCUGUACCUUCCUCCCGCAUCUUUAUUAUUACAUUCGAGUCUUCAAGUUGUGCACCAAGAAUAGAAGUCGGACGCAUGGGAUAUGAAUGCUUUGACUGACCGUCUGCCAUACUCUU
Chara braunii is the source of this 2429-nucleotide messenger RNA. The record is from the annotation of a GenBank genome assembly. NCBI's taxonomy places the organism in Eukaryota, Viridiplantae, Streptophyta, Charophyceae, Charales, Characeae.